Messenger RNA from Anopheles bellator, 4216 nucleotides. RefSeq names its product phosphoribosylformylglycinamidine synthase (gene Pfas). Gene Ontology annotation, biological process: 'de novo' IMP biosynthetic process. The transcript has 5 exons. Lineage: Eukaryota; Metazoa; Arthropoda; Insecta; Diptera; Culicidae. The coding region runs from base 1 to 4086 and encodes 1361 amino acids. Gene Ontology annotation, molecular function: phosphoribosylformylglycinamidine synthase activity. The record is from RefSeq and is a predicted model, not a curated record.
AUGGCGAUCGUGCGCUAUUACUCGCUUGGGGCGUUUUCGUCGGCGAAGACGAACGCGAUUUUGGAAACGUUGAAAGAGGUCAAUGCCUCGGUACAGUCGCUGCAGACGGAGAAAUGUUUCUACGUGCAGAAUAAUCGGUACAAACAGCUGCCGGCCGAUGUGCACCGGAUGCUGCACUGGAUCCUGAAGGAGUGCGAUGCGCCCGAUCAGCUGCAUAGCGUGUCGGCGCUGGUGGCCAGCCCCACGCAGGUACUGAUCGAGGUUGGGCCUCGGUUCAACUUCUCGACCGCCAGCAGCACCAACAGUGUCAGCAUUUGUCACAAUCUCGGCCUAGAGUUUAUCGAGCGGAUUGAAGUAUCGACCCGCUACCUGGUCGGUUUCGGGCGCCCGGUCGGAAAGGACCCCCAAACGCUCAUUGCCUCACUCCUGGGAGUGCUCCACGAUCCGAUGACGCAGUGCCAGUAUACCGAGCACAACAUUCCGGUGAACGAUUUCUACGAGACGAUCGGACGCACCAAAGAGGACUGGCACUUUGUGCCGAUACUCGAGCAAGGCCGCCGUGCGCUGGAGGAAAUAAAUGUCAAAAAUGGGUUCGCGUUUGACGAUUGGGAUCUGGAGUACUACACCAAUCUGUUCGUGAACGUGUUGAAGCGGAAUCCAACCAACGUGGAACUGUUUGAUUGCGCGCAGUGCAACAGUGAACAUUCGCGGCACUGGUUCUUCAAGGGAAAGCUGCUGGUGGACGGCACUCCAAAGUCGCAGUCGUUGAUCGAAAUGAUCUGCGACACGCAGCGCUUCUCGAACCCCAACAACACGGUGGCGUUCAGUGAUAACAGCAGUGCCAUCAAGGGUUACAGCCACAGUGCGCUGCGUGCUUCGUGCGCCGACGGGCCGGGACCGUUCGUGCAGCGGGCAGUCUGCUCCGAUUUGAUCUUCACAGCGGAGACACACAACAUGCCGACGGCGGUUUCACCGUUCAGUGGGGCUACGACCGGCACCGGUGGUCGGUUGCGUGACGUGCAGAGUAUCGGGCGCGGCGGACUACCGAUCGCCGGCACGGCCGGUUACUGCGUCGGGAUGCUGAACAUUCCGGGCCACAAGGUGCCGUACGAGAGUGACCAGGACUACCCGGGAUCGUUCGCUCGGCCCCUGAAGGUGCUGAUCGAGGCGAGUGACGGUGCGUCGGAUUACGGCAACAAGUUUGGCGAGCCGCUCAUCUGCGGGUUUGCCAUCUCGUUCGGCAUGGUGCAAGCGGACGGACGGCGGAAAGAGUAUGUGAAGCCGAUCAUGUUUAGCGGUGGUGUCGGAACGAUGGAUGCCGAGCUGGUCAAGAAGCAGGAUCCGAAGAAAGGCAUGUUGCUGGUCAAGAUUGGUGGCCCGGUGUAUCGUAUCGGAGUCGGUGGCGGUGCGGCCAGUUCGGUGGAGGUGCAAGGGGAUAGCACCAACAGUGAGCUUGACUUCAAUGCCGUGCAACGAGGAGACGCUGAGAUGGAGAACAAACUGAAUCGUGUGGUGCGUGCCUGCAUCGAGCUCGGCGAUCGCAAUCCGAUCCUUGCCAUCCACGAUCAGGGCGCGGGAGGAAACUGUAACGUGCUCAAGGAGCUGGUCGAACCGGGCUGUGCCGGGGCGGUGAUCUUUUCGAAGGAGUUCCAACUGGGCGAUCCAACCAUCUCGACGCUGGAGCUCUGGGGUGCCGAGUACCAGGAGAACAACGCCGUUCUGAUUGAGGCCAGUUCACGGUCGGUGCUGCAAGCGAUCUGCGAUCGCGAACGUUGUCCCGUGUCGUUCGUGGGCCAGGUCACCGGCAGCGGGUACGUGACGCUGAUCGAAUCGGAGUUCGGUGUGGCCGAAAAUUUUUCCGAUCGCAGUCAGUGCGCCAAAGAACUGUCGCACGUGCCGUUCGAUAUGCACCUGGACCAUGUGCUGGGCAAGAUGCCACAGAAAGAGUUCGUGCUCGGGCGGGUGAGCGAGAAGGUGGAUGAGUUUCAUCUCACGGACGAGGUACGGCUGGCGGAAGCACUCGGUCUCGUGCUGUCGGCGGCCACCGUGGGCAGCAAACGGUACCUGACGAACAAGGUGGACCGCUCGGUGACGGGUCUGGUGGCCCAGCAGCAGUGCGUCGGUCCUUUGCACACUCCGCUAGCCGACUACGGGCUGGUGGCGGUAUCACACUUCGGCAAGGAAGGUGUGGCCACAUCGAUCGGAGCGCAGCCGAUCAAGGGUCUGGUGGAUCCGACGAAAGCGGCACGCAUGACGGUGGCGGAAGCGCUCUCCAAUCUUGUGUUUGUUGCCAUCAGUGAGCUGGCCGAUGUCAAGUGUUCCGGGAACUGGAUGUGGGCCGCCAAGGUCCCGGGCGAAGGAGCCAAGCUGGUCGAUGCUUGUGAGGCGAUGUGUGCACUGAUGCGUGCCCUUCAGAUUGCGAUCGACGGCGGAAAAGAUUCGCUGUCGAUGGCGGCCCGCGUAGGGGGAGAAACAGUCGUCAGCCCCGGGACGCUCGUCGUCUCCACGUACGCUCCUUGUCCGGAUGUGACGGUUAAGGUUACUCCGGAUCUGAAAGCGUCCGGUCUGCGUACCGACACCACGCUGCUGUACGUUGCGGUGGAAGGAGCUCGUUUCCGCUUGGGCGGAUCCGUCCUGGCGCAGUGCUACGGGAAGCUGGGUGGCCAGUGUCCGGACAUUAGUGAUCCGGGCUGCCUGAGGAGUGCGUUCAACGUCACGCAAGACCUACUACGUAAAGGCUGGCUGCUUUCGGGACACGAUUGUAGCGAUGGUGGUCUGAUCACCGCCGUGCUGGAGAUGGCUUUCGCUGGACUGACCAGUGUCGAUGUAAACCUGGAGCAGUUGCUUCAGUCCGCUACCUUCCCAGCCGGCCAAAAUGCCGCCGUUUUGCAGGUGCUGUUCGCUGAGGAGUGCGGUUGGGUGGUGGAAGUCGCGUCUGAGCACGUUGGCGAUGUCCUCACCGCGUACCGAAAGCAGUGUGUUCCGUGCUACACGAUUGGCCGAGCUGUCGGUGUGGCCGACCUUCACUCGAACAGUUCCGUCACGGUGCGCAACGGGCAGAGUGUGUUGUUGCAGGACACUCUCUUUGCACUGUUCGGUCGCUGGGAGUCGAUCAGUUUCGAGAUCGAAAAGCUUCAGAAAGCGAAGGGAAGUGCCGUGGAGGAAUACGCAGGGAUCGGACGUCGGACCGGGCCCCGCUAUGUGGCCAGCUUGAACCCGGACAGCGUGUACGGCGAUCUGAAGCUGGGCGGUGCCAGUGGACCGCGGGUAGCGCUGAUCCGCGAGGAGGGCACGAACGGCGACCGGGAAAUGGCGGCCGCUCUCUUCAGCGCCGGCUUUGAGGUGCACGAUGUGGCCAUGAACGAUCUGCUGAAGGGUAGCACCACCCUCGAUCGAUACCGUGGAGUCGUUUUUCCGGGUGGCUUCAGCUACGCGGACACGCUCGGAUCGGCCAAGGGAUGGGCAGCCUGCAUCCAGUACAAUGGCAAGAUUGCGCCACAGUUCGAGCACUUCCGUAAAAGGGUGGACACGUUCUCGCUCGGCGUUUGCAACGGCUGCCAGCUGAUGGGCCUGAUCGGAUGGGUAGAAACGGAAGCCGAACCCGUGAAGCAGCCUUUGACCGGUGUAGAGCCGCAGGUCCCCGAGAUCGCCCUGGCCGGUAAUCGGUCGGAGAAGUACGAGUGCCGCUGGGUAACGCUGAAGGUUGCGCCCAGCCGCUCGUUGAUGCUCCGUCGUUUGACGGGCAGCGUGUUGGGUUGCUGGGUGGCGCAUGCCGAAGGACGGUUCGUGUAUCGCAGCGCAUCGACCUUGGACCGGCUGGUUGCUGAGCAGUGCGUGGGGCUGCAGUACGUGGACGAUACCGGCAAGCCGACCGAGGUCUACCCGAUGAACCCGAACGGCAGCCGGCUCGGUGUGGCUGGCGUUUGCUCGCCGGACGGGCGCCAUCUGGCCAUGAUGCCGCAUCCGGAGCGGUGCGUGCAAAUGUGGCAGUGGCCCUACGUUACGGCCGAUUUCCCGCACAAAAACGCUUCCCCCUGGGUGUCGAUGUUCCGCGAGGCCUAUCUGUGGUGUUUGGAGCGAAAGUGAGCCGCCGUAGCUGUGCCGAAUUUAUGUUAAGCAAAUCCAACAUAUUGUGCAGCUUAGCUGUGUGGUCGAUGACAUUUCCGAUAGAAUUUAGAUCCCGCCCGCCAUAAAUAAAGUGAAUUUACGGACACUC